CUCUGCCUGGCCCGCCCAGAGACGUUGGCCCGCCAAUGAGACACGACCGUGCGAGCGCCACAUGUGUGUGUGUGAAUACACACACUGUAAUGCAAGUGUUUCUUGUCGGUUCUUUGACGUCUCUUGUAUUUCCACAACGAGACUGUAGUGGGGGUUAUCUCAGCCAUGGUUGAGAAGGAAUUGGGGGAAAGGAACUUUGGCUUUGACUCACUGAAGUACAUGAACUGCGACAUGCCGCCGGUUGCGAGGCACCACCGCCCGGCAGCGGGCAGCGGGCAGCAGGCAGCGCGCGGUUCAGUCUACUUCAGAUUGAUGAGAAAGUGGAAGAACCAGAGACGUCGCAGAACCCCACAAAGUCGUUUGUGAUUCAUAAUAUCGUCUGGAGGCGCACACAGCUUUUGGCCGUGAUAAUAUGUAUUGUAUGAUAUAGAUAUUAGGGAUGGGCGUGAGGAAUCGAUUACUCGAGUACUCCUCGUUACAAAUGAACUCGGUUGCUGGACAGGCAAACUCGAGUUUGCAUAUACACACACAAACAACGUUUUCUGAAGCAAAAGUAUGAAUUUUCUGUGCGGCGCGCCGGUGCCACUAUUACAUGCCGUGGGCACAAAGCAAAUGAAAUGUAUCAAAUUUCUGUGUGGCGCGUGCCGUGCCGUGUGCAGGCACGCCAGAAUUCAAAAAGUUAAGAGAUGGUGGUUAAAGCAAAGCGCAGCGAAGAAUUGAAAUACUUUAAAGUAAUAGGAGAUCAUAAGUUAAAAUGUAAAAUAUGUCAAGCGAAAUCGAGCUACCAGAGUACUACAAGUACUAUGCGGCAACAUAUGCUCCUGAAACACAACGCCUUGUUUGCAAUGGUAUGCAAAGUAUGAGCGGUCCAAGAUGGCGGCCGCAUUUCUUGCGCCCAGCAGCCAAAGCUGCGUCUGCUCUUUAACAUGUAAAUGAUAACAACCAUGACAGUCAGGUGACAUGGAUGCAGGCCCAUUGAAACGAAUAGGGCCAAAACAAUUAGGCAUUUCACAUGUUUAGAGCUGUUAUUGUAAAACUACUGUGUGUGUGUGUGUGUGUGUGUGUGUGUGUGUGUGUGUGUGUGUGUGUGUGUGUGUGUGUGUGUGUGUGUGUGUGUGUGUGUGUGUGUGUGUGUGUGUGUGUGUGAGAUACACACACACUCGUGGCAUCUCUGGGGGGGCAAAUUAAUGGUUGCUCUCUAAAACUAUGUUAUGCUAAAAUAUGACUAAUGUGUUUUGUUGUAGAUGCCGCGUCCAAGCAAGCAGUCCAAGGCAGCCGAGCGGCGCUGUGCUGAAAGAGGGCUGACUGCAGUAGACCUGGGGUCUGCUGCCGAGGUUGCGCUUCCUCGUAAAAUUAAAGUUGCCGAGAUCUGUGCUGAUGGGGUCGUUUCAUCAAGAUGAUUUACAGUUCGGAAAGGAUCGCAACAAGCAAUGUGGUGCCAUCAGUCUGACUGCAGUUCUGAAGUCCAAUCUGAGUGACGUGUGGACCUGGACGAGCAGAGAUCUCGAUGAUGUUUUGAUUAAGGGAACUGUACUUUACAGAUCAAUGAAUGCACAGCGUCUAAUAAGAGACCAAGGAAGAGGUUACAUUGCUGUGUCUGAAUUGCCUAGACACUACAAAGUGUGGAAUACAAAUUUUGCAAUUAACUAUGCAGUCUUUCACUGGAUUGAUUCGUGUUGAUGACUAUGAUCAAAGUUUACGUGAUGUUGCUAUGCCUUUUGAUGAAGCACUCCAGCGUUCACUAUAUGGUAAUGAUGCUUGUUUGUUAACCAUUUGUGCUAAUACAUGUGCAAUAGUCAAUGGAAGAGGCAAGUUUGCAUUUGUUGAUUCGCACAUAAACUCAAAUGUCAACAGGAAAGGUCGAAGGGCAAGCUGUGUUUCAUACUUCAACUGUUUACAGUCCCUGAUCCGUCAUGUGUAUGACUUUGCAGAACGGUUUGGCGGAAGUACACCCCGAUUUGAGGCAACAGGUGUGAAAGCUGCAAUAAUCCAUGUCGACCCGGACAACGCCAACUACAGUACAAUGGUAAACCGUCCACUCUACAGUAACAUCGUCAAAGGUAAUCCUAUGCAUAAAGUGUGUGAACAACUGCCAGGUGUAAGUGAUGCUGGUAACUUUGGUAUAGACACAGGUUACUGUUCUGAUAAGGGUCAGUGUUUCAAAAGAGAAAUUGAAUCACAUGUCAACGAUGUCAUCGAUGUGGAUGUAAACACGGCCGCACAACCACCUGAAUGUUUGAAAAGAGUGCCCCUUUACCAUUCUGAUAAAGGUAAGCGACCUCAGCGUGUCAAACGUGUCAAAACCGAAAUUAAAUCACAUGUCAUCGAUGUGGAUGCAGACACGGCCAAAGAGUCUUUUCAAUCACAGUGUGGUUUAGCGGCUACAGAUGAUGUCAUCAUUAUCGAGGAAACUGUCGCCAAACGGCCCUUUAAACCUUUAACUCGUGAGGAUCAGGAUGUCUUGUGCAAACAAAUUGGACUGUCGACUGUACAUUCUGAUGAAAGGCCAAACACAACAAGCAGUGUUGACGAUAUGGGAUGUCCUUAUAAAAAGUAUAAAAGUAUAAAACCAGACGGAAACUGUUUUUAUCGUAGUCUUGCCUGGAGCAUAUGUCAUGAUGAGGACCGGCACUUGAAAAUGAGACGGGCAGUUGUGAAACACCUCCAGAAUAACAGCAACGUAUUUGAGUCAUACUUGAGAGAUGGAUAUACGUCAGUGCCAGACUACAUAACAAAAUCAAGAGUGUACUACUGUGGUUCUUGGGCAAGGCAUAUGCACUUGAAAGAAUGCUCUCGCAAUGUACAGUUCAUUCCCGUUGGCGACAAUCCUGUCAGGAUGAGUUUACCUUUGAGUGUGCUCCAAGCUAAAGCUAAGCGCCAAACGUGUAAAGACGACAGCAGCAUUUGGAUGACCAACAUAAUUGAGAGAUACCACAACAGACCUGAGUUAGCAGAAUUUCAAGAUAUGUGCUUGGCCAGUUUUUGCUCAGAAUACAGAGUUAUUUAUGCGUCGCAGGUUUCGGCAGAAAAGGGUUCAGGUGACAUAAUACAGCUCAACAACGACUGCGGUUUUGUGAAACGACGAACCCGAACGCAACCCGCUGUCGUGAGGUAUCCCAGAUUUUCUCCCACAAGAGACCCAGAAAAGUACUUCCAUUCGUUGCUUCAACUUUUCCUGCCUCACUACGAAGAAUAUCACCUCAAACCGUCCCAGUUUGACACAUACGAGCAUUUCUACAAGAACGGUGCGGUUAAAUGUGGCGGCGAUGUUCGACGAGUGCAGGCCAUUGUGGAUGACAACAAAGCUGUAUUUGAAAUAGAGAACGAUGCCAUCGACCAAGCUAAGCAGUUGCUGGAAGAAAACAUUGAUUUAGAAGAUGCAUGGGCUCAGCUGUGUCCUGAAACAGAAAGAGAGCGUCUUCGCUGUUUGGAUCUCAUGAAAGACAGAGUUGUAGAUGAUGAAGACGCUGAUGGCACAGAACUUAUGCCUGACCUGACAGCUAACCCACACACUGCGUGCACUUUGGAAACGAAUCAUGUGACGAUGCCCAGGCAAGACGCGUUGGAUUUAUUGCGAUCGUUGAACGAACAGCAAUCUGCCGUAUUCUAUGCCGUCCGUCAAUGGUGCUUGCAGAAACGUCUUGAACAGAAUCCUGAGCCUUUGCGAUUGUUCAUCACCGGUGGAGCAGGAACAGGCAAAAGCCAUUUGAUCAAAGCACUACAUUACGAAGCCACUAGGCUGUUGUCACAGAUUGCUGAAAAUCCAGAGGAUCUCACUGUUCUUCUAACGCCACCUACAGGCGUGGCUGCGUACAACAUUGGUGCCGCGACCAUUCACCACACUUUCUCCAUUGGUGCAAAUGUCAAGAUGCCUUAUCAACCUCUCGGCGAUGAGAAAGUGAAUUCGCUACGAAGCAGAAUGGGCAACUUGCAAAUCCUGAUCAUUGAUGAAGUGUCCAUGGUCGACCACCGUCUUUUAGCCUACAUUCAUGGUAGACUACGUCAAAUCAAGCAGACUGGUGAUUAUUCGCCGUUUGCAAAUGUUUCCGUGAUCUGUGUGGGUGACUUUUACCAGUUGAGACCUGUCAAAGGCACACCUCUUUUUGCUGACGGCGGAAACCUGUGGGAAGACAACUUUGAAGUCGCUCAGCUGACCCAAGUCGUUAGGCAAGAAAAUGCUGAAUUUACUGGAUUGCUAAACCGCCUCAGAGUCCCUAAAAAGAAGGAACCUCUCAGCAGCCGUGAUGUACUCACACUGAAGCAGCGUGAAACUGGUGAAGACCCAACUGACAUUCACAUAUAUGCUACAAACGCAGAGGUCGAUAAAUAUAAUGUGAAGAGACUGCAAGACACCUGUCCAGACGCAGUCAGCAUUCAGGCCCUCGACUUUGUACGGAACCCCAAAACCGGAAGAAUGGAGCGGAAAGUUGGCUUCCACACAAAAAUCUUCAAUUCCUGCUUGCCAAAAUGCGUUUCGUUGGGAGUGAUGUUGAAGAAGAACAUAGACGUGUCUGACGGCCUUGUAAACAGAGCGUGCGGCACAGUUGUGGAAAUCAUCAGAGGUAAAGGGGACGAUGACAUUCCUGCAGCUAUCCACGUUGACUUUGAUGAUCCUAAUGUUGGUAAGAUUCAGAGAUCAAAGUCAAAGAGGGUUCUUGAACGUUCAUCAGUCGUGGAAAAACAAGAAGACCAGGUGACCACUGCCGGAGGAAUUCGAAUUCAGCUACCUUUGGGUUUAUCUUGGGCGCAAACUGUACACAAAUGCCAGGGCUUAACUGUUGAAAGGGCUGUUGUAUCACUCAAAAAGAUCUUUGCUUCAGGUCAAGCUUAUGUUGCAUUGAGUCGUGUGAGAACUCUCAGUGGACUGAUAAUUGAGGACUUCAGAGAGUCAGUUAUAUUUUGUGACGAGAAAGUAGAGUCAGCUCUUGAAAACAUGCAAAAGUUCAGCUAUGGAAUGUCUUUUUUGUCUGAUGUGAAUCCUGUGUGCACAAUAGCUCUUCAUAACGUACAGAGUUUAAAUGCUCACAUUCAGGAUAUCGCAGCCCAUAAGUCACUCACCAAAGCUGAUUGUAUUUGUUUAACAGAGACUUGGCUCAACACAGGUUCCGAGGAACCGCAACUUCCAGGGUACACGUUCAAGCACAAUGCGUAA
Gadus macrocephalus (Pacific cod) is the source of this 5152-nucleotide messenger RNA. RefSeq lists its product as uncharacterized. Gene Ontology annotation, molecular function: ATP hydrolysis activity; DNA helicase activity. The coding region runs from base 1649 to 5152 and encodes 1167 amino acids. The record is from RefSeq and is a predicted model, not a curated record. The transcript is spliced from 5 exons. Gene Ontology annotation, biological process: DNA repair; telomere maintenance. Lineage: Eukaryota; Metazoa; Chordata; Actinopteri; Gadiformes; Gadidae.